Molecule: messenger RNA, 1431 nt
Organism: Priceomyces carsonii
Lineage: Eukaryota; Fungi; Ascomycota; Pichiomycetes; Serinales; Debaryomycetaceae
Gene: RVS167
Product: amphiphysin
Exons: 1
Coding region: 1-1431 (476 amino acids)
Biological process (GO): plasma membrane tubulation; actin cortical patch localization; endocytosis
Cellular component (GO): actin cortical patch; medial cortex; Rvs161p-Rvs167p complex
Molecular function (GO): protein binding; lipid binding
Source: RefSeq, a predicted model, not a curated record
AUGUCUUUCAAAGGAAUCAAGAAGUCCAUUGUAAGGGCUCCACAGAAUUUCCGUCAGAAAAUGAAUAUGGGGGAAAUUACCCAGGAUCCAGUAUAUGCUGAUGCUGAGAGGAGAUUCAAGGAAUUGGAGACGGAAACAAAGAAGUUGAGUGAAGAGUCUAAGAGGUAUUUUUCUGCUAUGAAUGGUGUUCUUGACUUCCAAAUUGACUUUUCCAAUGCCAUAGAAGAGAUAUAUAAACCUAUUAGUGGACGAUUGUCAGACCCUAACGCUACAGUACCUGAAGACAAUCCAGAUGGUAUUGAAGCCUCGGAGCUGUACAGAGAAGUGGUUAAAGGUUUGAAAGACCAACUACAACCUGAUUUGGAGCUCAUUGAGAAAAGAAUUGUGGACCCGGCACAGGAGCUCUUGAAGGUUAUUCAAUCUAUCAGAAAAAUGGCCACUAAAAGGGAUCAUAAACAAGUAGAUUUGGAUCGUCGGAAGAGAACCUAUAAAAAAUACGAAGAAAAGAAAGAGAGAACCCCCAAAGAUGAGGAGAAAAUGUACAGUGCUGAGGCCGAAGUUCAGAUUGCCCAAGAAGAGUAUGAUUAUUACAAUGAAAUGUUAAAGCAAGAACUUCCAGUGUUGUUCCAAAUGCAAUCCGAUUUCAUAAAGCCCUUAUUUGUCAGUUUCUAUUACAUGCAGUUGAACAUUUUUUACACAUUGUAUAAUAGAAUGGAGGAAUUAAAAAUCCCUUACUUUGGAGAUCUUUCGGCGGACGUCGUUGAAUCCUAUCAUUUCAAGAAGGGAAAUAUAGAAGAACAGACUGAUGCUAUUGGUAUUACACACUUCAAGGUAGGACAUGCAAAGUCUAAAUUAGAAGCCACGAAGAGGCGUCAUGCCCUCAUGAAUGCACUGAGUCCCACCUCGACUCAUGAACUGCUCCCACCCUACAGUCCAGGCUCUCCUCAGUACGGCCAGCAACCAGCAUAUGGUCAACAGCAAACAGCAUACGGCCAGCAGCAGCCAGCAUAUGGCCAGCAGCAACCAGCAUACGGUCAACAACCUGUAUACGAUCAGAAAACGGCUUACGGACAGCCAACAGGAGCGACAUCUCCCACGUAUGGAGCGUAUGGCCAAGCACCGACUCCGAUAUCGACUGGAUACGGUGCAGCACCUUCCGCCGCUUCUCCUUCUUCUUAUGGCUCCGCGAUAACUUCCCCAAUUGCCAGCACUCCAGUUCCAGGAGGCAUGCCCGUUACACCUUCUACUGCUGGCGCGCAGACUUGUACUGCAUUGUACGAUUACGCUGCUCAAGCCCAAGAGGAUUUGUCUUUUAGUGCUGGUGCCGUAAUUGAAGUUAUCGAUAGGACUACCGAUGCAAAUGGCUGGUGGACAGGAAGAUAUAAUGGUCAGACUGGAGUUUUUCCAGGAAAUUACGUUAAGUUAAACUAA